Messenger RNA from Orbilia oligospora ATCC 24927, 1125 nucleotides. RefSeq lists its product as uncharacterized. The record is from RefSeq and is a predicted model, not a curated record. The coding region runs from base 1 to 1125 and encodes 374 amino acids. Lineage: Eukaryota; Fungi; Ascomycota; Orbiliomycetes; Orbiliales; Orbiliaceae. The transcript has a single exon.
AUGCAGCAUGUUACUAGGCAUUUCGACGAUACAACAAAAUGCCCUUUGGUCGUAUGGAUGUUGCCCUUGAUAGCUGGCGUCUUGUUAGGCUUCCAGCUAGGAGUUAUUGGCAGUUAUAUCCUUUGGGGGGUUAGAAAACGAUCACUCCGCUUACAAGGUGAGCUGGAGAAGUUGAAUUCGAAUGUAGAGCUUGGUAUCAAUAGAAGUCAGCAGCCUGCUUGGUUUCAGAUCUGUCCAUGCUGUGAAAACCACAAACUUAUACCCGUAGAGGUACCGGUCGUAUCUGAUCAUGGAAAUACUGCGACUGUGACUGGGGCUGGGACUGCAACUGCGGAUGAAUCAGCAGAGCCAACUAGAUCUCGAAGUUCGUCGACUUUGUCGCAAGCUUCCUCUUAUCCAUCAUGUAUGUGGAGGACAGUACAACGAUCUUCGUCUGUCAACCCGGUUAUAGACCUAUCUUCAACAACUUCCGACUCGAGCUGGAGUCAGAUUGCAGCGACACCUGAGCAGAAUUCUCCAGCUUUGGGUUCCCUAUAUUUGGGAUCAAAUACGAGGGAUAACAGAUUACCGGAAACCCAGACGCAUGUUGGCCCGGAGACAUCAGAACCACUAGACGCCGGUGGGGCAGAGCGAGUUCCGGCAAUUCAUAUAAAUGGUCCUACUCCACAGACGAGUCCGGCCUCGUCAGCUGGUGCACCUGUCAUCCCACAUUUACAGCCUCUAUCAACUACAGGAUGGACCGUUCCAGCUGAGUGGCUAGUCUCUGGGGAACAAAUUCGGCGCUCAAAUUCAGUUAUUGGAAUGUCGGGUGAAUUUGGGGGUGAUGGCUCGAGAUACACUGAUGGCGAAACAUAUGAGCUUGAUGUUAUAAGUUCACGAGAUGAGGGUCCAACUGAAUUCCGUUUUCCAAUGCCACCAACGAGAACACGGAUACAGCCACUUCCAGGCUCUCUGGGAUGCUUCGUUCGAAACAAUCCUCCUAUUCUUCAACGUCGACGCGACCUCUUCAGCGUGAGUAGCGAGCCCUCAGGCCUCCAGCACCAUGGAACAGCUGGUAGUCUCAAUACCGACCAAUCUGCGAGUAUCACUUCGGAUUCUCGAGGUACCCCACCCCAUGCUCUGUAG